Messenger RNA from Macrosiphum euphorbiae (potato aphid), 3012 nucleotides. The record is from the annotation of a GenBank genome assembly. NCBI's taxonomy places the organism in Eukaryota, Metazoa, Arthropoda, Insecta, Hemiptera, Aphididae.
AUGUCUUCUAACGAAAAUGAAAAAUGUGAUUGUAAUAAAAAACGCUGUCUUAUGAAUGAUGUGAACUGGACUCGCCACUUAAAUGCUUGCCCCGUUCGUAAAUCUAAACGAAAAAAUCAAACUAUUAAGACUUUUUUUACUUUAUCUCAAGCUAAAAAAAUAUGUAAAGAUUUUACCAGAAUAUCAGAAUGUGAUAAAAACAGCGAGACUUUGGAAGUUGAGGCCGUUGAGUGUAAAAAACCUACAACGUCCUCAAGUGAAUACGAAAAAAAAAUCCCCGAAAAAUCUACAUUUGAUGGACCUUACACUGCAGAUUUGGAAGUAAUGAAUACUGAUGAUAUUGAAAAUAGUAAUACAACAUUUGAAGAACCGAUUGUCUCUGCUACUUCUACUUGUCUUCCAGUUCCAGAAGUAAUGAAUACUGAUGAUAUUGAAAAUAGUAAUACAACAUAUGAAGAACCGAUUGUCUCUGCUACUUCUACUUGUCUUCCAGUCCCAGUUCCAAUAUCUGAGGUUGAUUUUGUAGCUGAGUCAAGUGCUAAUGCAUCAAUGGCUGAACAUCUAGAAACAAAUAUUGACUUACAGAAGAACGAAUCCCCAGAAGAUUUAGUUGAAUCAGUGGCAUCUUUGCCAUAUGCUAUUCAAUUUCCAAAUGAUCCAGCUUUCAUAUCAAAUUUUACAAUGUCUCCAGAAUUAUUUGCUCAAGUAGCUUUGCAACCACCUUGUCAACCUGCACCAUUUGAUUUAAAAAAUCAUAAGUUUCCAACAAAAAAACAAGGUAAAUACACUCGUUCAUUUCAUGAAGAACAUUAUUUUAAAAAAAUGGCGUCAGGAAAAUUUGUUAAAAGGAUUUGGGUGUCAUAUUCACCUUCGACUGAUAAAGUAUACUGUAUAGUAUGCAAAUUAUUUGGAACCACAGAAUGCAAAAGCUACAAAUUAGCUAAAUCUGGUUAUGAUGAUUGGAAGCACUUGGCAUAUGCACUUAAAAACCACGAAGCCACUCCUGACCAUUUACAAGCAGAAAUAAGACGGGCAAUGUAUGUAAACAAUCAAAGAGUUGACCUUCCAUCAUUUCAAGGUUUGAAUUCUAAAGUGGUUGAAAACCGAGAGAUUAUAAAAAAAAUUAUUAAAGCAUUGUUAUACUUGUCAAGACAAAAUAUGGCAUUUAGAGGACAUGAUGAAAGUAAAACAUCAAAAAAUCAAGGCAAUUUCUUAGAAUUAAUUAAAUUAUUAUCAGCAGAUAAUGCUGUAUUAUCGUCUCAUUUAUUGAAGAUUAGGGAUGUAAAGGGAAAGAAUCGGUUGACGUUUUUAUCAAAUGUUAGUCAAAAUAAAAUACUCAACGUCUUAGGUGAAAUGGUCCGUGGUCAAAUCUUACAGAAAAUCAAAGCAUCUGGAGUAUAUUCAUUCAUAAUAGAUACAACUACUGAUGUAGCAAACCUUGAACAAUUGUCUUUAAUUGUACGGUUUUUGAAUGAAGAUGGAGAUGUCGAAGAAAGAUUGGUAGCUAUAAAGGUAGCUUCUGAUGCAUCAGGACUUGGAAUGUUCAAUUUGUUAUGUGAUAUUUGUCAACAUUUUGAAAUAGAUUGGGUAAAUAAUUUAUGUGCACAGUCGUAUGAUGGUGCUGCUAGUAUGCAAGGUUGUUAUUCUGGUGUUAAGACAUUGGUUCAAGAAAAAAAUCCAAGAGCUAUAUAUGUUUGGUGCUUUGCACACGUACUCAAUCUUGUUGUAGUUGAUACGUGUGAUAAAAAUACUGUGACUAGAAUUUUUUUUGGUAAUUUACAAUCAUUAGUAUCUUUUAUGAGAGCUCGAAAACGUACAGCAUUAUUUAUAGAAGCUCAGAAAAUAUAUUAUCCCAAUGAAAGGAUUUGUAAAAUUAAAAACUUCUCAAAUACUCGUUGGACAUCACAUCACCAAGUAUUAGGUGUUAUUUGUACUAAAUAUAAAGCUGUUAUGAAGACAUUAAAAGAUUUAUCACUUUCACUUGAUCGAGAAACUUCUGCCACUGCUAAAAAUUUACAAACAGUUAUGUCUUCUUUUAUGUUUGUAACUAAUUUGCUAUUAAUGAAAAAUGUAUUUGAGUAUACCACUCCAUUAUCUCUUUACUUACAGUCGCCAAGUAUAGAUUUUAUUCAAGCUCUAACAAUGGUAGACAACUGCGCCAAAAACCUGUUUGAUAUGAGAGAAGAUCAUACAGCAGAUAAAUUAUUGGACAAUGCAAGACAAUUUGCUGAAGAUAAUGGAUUAGAACAGACAUGUUUUCCAAAUAAACGAAACAUAAUAAAAAAGGUGAUGGAUGGUGAAAAAAAAGGAACUGAGACAAUAUUCCUGAGUCCAAAUAAUAGAUAUAAAAUUGAAGUAUAUAACACAGUUUUGGAUCAAAUUAUAUCAUCAAUAUCAUCCAGAUUUGAAGGGGCUAGAAAAAUUUUGGCAGAUCUAUCAUUUUUUUCAUAUGAACGACUAAUUUCAAUAAAUGAAGGAUGUUCUAUACCUGAAGAUUGUUUUAUUUAUCUUAAAACUUGGAUUCCAAAUAUAGAAAUUGAUGAAUUAAAAAUGGAGUACAUUACAUUUGCUAAAUGCUUUAUGGAACUUAAAAAUGGUAUAAACAUUAAAAAGUUACAUAACAAAUCAGAACCAGGCGAUGAAAAUGAUGACGAUGAACUUCAUGAUUCUAGCAGUGAUACUGAAACUGAAAGUAACACGGAUGCACCAAAAAUUACUGCUUUAGAUAUUAUUAAAUUAUUAAACUCGUAUAAUUUAAUAUCUGCCUUUCCAAAUUUAUACACAGCAUAUAAAUAUGCAUGCACAAUACCAGCAACAUCAGCUUCAUGUGAACGGUCUUUUUCUAAAUUAAAGUUGAUUAAAACUAGAUUAAGAUCUACAAUGAAACAAAAUUUACUGGAACCAUUAAUGUUACUAUCAUGUGAAAGAAAUAUUGAGAUAAACGAGGAUGAAGCUAUUAACAAUUAUGCAAACACUUCAAAAAUAUUAAAAGAGGCAUUGCUAUUUAAAUAA